UGCUAGCAUUUCCACAACAUGGGGAAGCCAAGUGACAGCGUGCUUGUUACACAUGAAGCUUAGCCUGCUGGAAUUAGGAUAAGAUAACAGUUUACUUAUCUGUGUUGUUAUUUGUAUAGUUGAAGCUGCCAAAAUGGUGAAGGAGCAGUUCAGAGAGACAGACGUGGCUAAGAAAAUAAGCCACAUCUGCUUUGGGAUGAAAUCUGCUGAGCAGAUGCGUCAGCAGGCUCACAUCCAGGUGGUCAGUAAAAAUCUGUACAGUCAAGACACUAAACACACUCCACUGGCCUAUGGAGUGUUGGACCACCGUAUGGGUACCAGUGAGAAAGACCGACCUUGUCUGACAUGUGGAAAGAAUCUGGCAGAUUGUUUGGGACAUUAUGGCUACCUGGAUCUGGAGCUGCCAUGUUUUCAUGUUGGCUAUUUCAAAGCCAUCAUAGGAAUCUUACAGAUGAUUUGCAAGACAUGUUCCAGCAUAAUGCUGACAAAAGAGGAGAAACUGCAGUUCACAGAUCACUUGAAACGGCCUAACCUGGCCUAUCUCCAGAAACGAGGGUUGAAGAAGAAGAUCUCUGAUAAAUGCCGCAAAAGGACAAUCUGUCUGAGCUGUUCCGCUUUCAAUGGACCAGUGAAAAAGUGCGGGCUGCUUAAGAUCAUCCAUGAGAAGUAUAAAACAACAAAGAAGGUGGUGGAUCCUUUCGUGUCAGAGUUCCUGCAGUCCUUUGAUAUCGCCAUCGAGCACAACAAAGUGGUGGAACCUCUGCUGAGCAGAGCGCAGGAAAACCUGAACCCAUUGGUUGUGCUGAACCUGUUCAAGAGGAUUCCACAGGAAGACAUUCACCUGCUUCUGAUGAAUCCUGAGGCAGGGAAACCUGCGGACCUCAUCCUCACCCGCCUCCUGGUGCCACCUCUCUGCAUACGACCCUCUGUGGUCAGCGACCUGAAGUCGGGCACCAACGAGGACGACCUCACCAUGAAGCUCACGGAGAUAAUCUUCCUCAAUGACGUUAUCAAAAAGCAUCGUAUGACGGGGGCUAAGACUCAGAUGAUCAUGGAGGACUGGGACUUCCUCCAGCUGCAGUGUGCCCUUUACAUCAACAGCGAGCUUUCUGGAAUCCCCCUCAACAUGGCACCUAAGAAAUGGACCAGAGGUUUUGUGCAGAGACUCAAGGGGAAGCAAGGUCGAUUCAGAGGAAACCUCUCCGGGAAAAGAGUGGACUUCUCUGGCAGAACUGUCAUUUCUCCCGACCCAAACCUGAGGAUCGAUGAGGUGGCCGUCCCAGUACAUGUGGCCAAAAUCCUGACGUACCCAGAGAGGGUGAACAAGGCCAAUCUGGAGCUCAUGAGAAAACUUGUUCGCAACGGUCCCGAAGUUCACCCUGGAGCCAACUUCAUUCAGAAUCGUCACACACAGAUGAAAAGGUUUUUGAAAUAUGGAAACCGCGAAAAGAUCGCUCAGGAGCUGAGGUUCGGUGAUGUGGUUGAAAGGCACCUUAUAGACGGAGACAUCGUCCUCUUCAAUCGACAACCCUCUUUGCACAAACUCAGCAUCAUGGCCCACAUUGCCAGAGUAAAACCUCACAGGACGUUUAGAUUCAAUGAGUGUGUGUGCACCCCCUACAAUGCCGACUUUGACGGUGACGAAAUGAACCUUCAUCUACCUCAGACUGAAGAAGCCAAAGCUGAAGCCCUGGUCCUGAUGGGGACAAAAGCUAAUCUUGUUACUCCGAGAAAUGGCGAACCUCUGAUUGCUGCUAUUCAGGACUUUCUGACAGGGGCCUACCUCUUGACGCUGAAGGACACCUUCUUUGACAGAUCAAAAGCCUGUCAGAUAGUUGCCGCGAUCCUGGUGGGCAAAGAUGAGAAAAUCAGGGUCUCUCUCCCCCGACCGGCUAUAAUGAAGCCCAUGGCUCUCUGGACAGGCAAACAGAUUUUCAGCCUCAUUCUGAAGCCAAGUAAGGAAUGUCCAGUCAAGGCCAACCUGCGGACCAAGGGCAAACAGUACUGUGGCAAGGGAGAGGAUCUCUGUCAUAAUGACUCAUUCGUGGUGAUCCACAACAGUGAGCUUAUGUGUGGCAGCAUGGACAAGGGCACCUUGGGAUCCGGCUCCAAGAACAACAUCUUCUACAUCCUGCUGAGAGACUGGGGACAGCUGGAGGCUGCCAAUGCCAUGUCCCGCCUGGCAAGACUCGCUCCAGUGUAUCUUUCCAACCGAGGCUUUUCUAUUGGAAUUGGUGACGUGACACCGGGCCAGGGUCUGCUGAAGGCCAAACAGGACCUGCUGGAUGAUGGCUACCAGAAGUGUGACGAAUACAUCGAAGCUUUGCAGACGGGCAAGUUGCAGCAGCAGCCGGGCUGCACAGCGGAGGAGACCCUGGAGGCUCUCAUUUUGAGAGAGCUGUCUGUCAUCAGAGACCGAGCUGGCAGCGCCUGCCUCAGGGAGCUGGACAAGAGCAACAGCCCUCUCAUCAUGGCUCUUUGUGGCUCCAAAGGAUCCUUUAUUAAUAUCUCUCAGAUGAUUGCCUGUGUGGGCCAGCAGGCCAUAAGUGGCUCGCGAGUACCUGAUGGUUUUGAGAAUCGUUCCUUGCCUCACUUUGAAAAGCAUUCAAAGCUGCCUGCUGCUAAAGGCUUUGUGGCCGACAGCUUCUAUUCAGGCCUGACACCCACAGAGUUCUUCUUCCACACCAUGGCUGGGCGGGAGGGCCUGGUGGACACUGCUGUGAAAACAGCAGAGACUGGAUACAUGCAGAGGCGACUGGUGAAGUCCUUGGAGGAUUUGUGCUCGCAGUACGACCUGACAGUACGCAGCUCCACCGGCGACAUCAUUCAGUUUAUUUAUGGUGGCGACGGUCUGGACCCCGCUGCAAUGGAGGGAAAGGAUGAGCCGCUGGAGUUUAAGAGGGUCCUGGACAACAUCCGAGCAGUCUACACAUGUCAAGAUGAGCCUGCACUCAGUCAAAACGAGCUGGUCCUCACUGCAGAUGCUAUCAUGAAGAGAGCUGACUUCUUGUGCUGCAGAGACAGCUACUUGGAGGAGAUAAAGAAGUUUAUUAAGAGCAUCUCAGAAAGGAUCAAGAAGACCAGAGAUAAGUACGGCAUCAACGACAACGGAACAAGCGAGCCAAAAGUUCUCUAUCAGCUGGACCGCAUUACCCCCACCCAGCUAGAGAAGUUCCUUGAAACCUGCAGAGACAAAUACAUGAGAGCUCAGAUGGAGCCGGGGUCAGCUGUAGGGGCCCUGUGUGCGCAGAGCAUUGGAGAGCCUGGUACGCAGAUGACCCUGAAAACCUUCCACUUUGCUGGCGUAGCAUCAAUGAACAUCACUCUGGGGGUGCCUCGCAUCAAAGAGAUCAUCAAUGCCUCCAAGAACAUCAGCACCCCGAUAAUUACGGCCCAUUUGGAUGUGGAAGACGACGCUGACUUUGCCAGGCUGGUGAAGGGGAGGAUAGAGAAAACUCUUCUUGGAGAGAUUUCUGAAUACAUUGAAGAGGUUUUCCUACCGGAUGACUGUUUCAUCCUGGUGAAACUGUCACUGGAGAGAAUAAGACUGUUGCGACUGGAGGUAAAUGCAGAAACUGUGCGUUACUCUAUCUGCAUGUCUAAGCUGCGAGUGAAACCAGGAGACAUCGCUGUGCACGGCGAGGCAGUGGUGUGUGUGUCUCCACGAGAGAACAACAAAAGCUCCAUGUACUAUGUGUUGCAGUCAUUAAAAGAAGAGCUUCCUAAGGUGGUGGUUCAAGGAAUACCAGAGGUUGCCCGAGCUGUCAUUCACAUUGAUGAACAGAGCGGCAAGAACAAAUACAAACUCCUGGUGGAGGGGGACAACCUGCGAGCGGUCAUGGCUACACACGGAGUGAACGGAAGCAGGACCACUUCAAACAACACAUAUGAGGUUGAAAGGACCUUGGGUAUCGAGGCUGCUAGAUCGACCAUCAUCAAUGAGAUUCAGUACACCAUGGUCAACCACGGAAUGAGCAUUGACCGGCGUCAUGUCAUGCUUCUCGCAGAUCUCAUGUCCUAUAAGGGGGAGAUACUGGGAAUCACCAGGUUCGGUUUAGCCAAAAUGAAGGAGAGUGUCCUCAUGCUGGCCUCCUUCGAGAAAACAGCUGAUCAUCUUUUUGAUGCCGCCUACUUCGGACAAAAGGACUCUGUCUGCGGGGUGUCUGAGUGCAUCAUCAUGGGGAUUCCAAUGAAUAUCGGAACAGGACUCUUUAAACUCCUACACAAGGCUGACAAGGAUCCCUCUCCAGUCAAAAGGCCUCUCCUCUUUGACAGCGCAGACUUCCAUAUACCUCUGAUCACAUAGCAUCGAAGAGAGAAACAGCAAAGUUGUUUGAAGGGUUUUUUUUUUUUUUUUCCAGAGCCUGCUAUGAGACUAUUUUAAGAUUAUCUUCAGCAUAUACAGAAGUGCCUGCACAAGUGUCACAUCAUUUCGAUUUUGGGGAUCUACAGAAAGUGGGAUUGUGUCUUCUUAUUUUUGGCAUGAGCUUUUUCUUGAUGCCACAGACGCUGCAAAGCAAAUUUGUUAGCAUGUAAGAGAUGGUAUAAUUGCUUAUUGUUUCGUUUUGACUCGUUAGAUGCUUUAAACACUUGUUCUUUGCUGCUUAUCUUUUUUUUUUUUUACUUGUUUCUAAAAUGGUGUUUCUCAGGCGUUAUUAGGAUGUUACAUAAUCUUAUGUUCCCUCAGUGCCAUGGCACUGAACAGUUUUGGUAUUGUUUUGCAUGCAUAAUGUAACCCAAUUACAUGUGCAGCAGACUCUAGAAACAUUACCUCUUAAUCAUGAAGCAGACUUGAUUUGGCACUUAGUUUUGCAUCAUUAUAUAAACUUUGUUAGUAUCUAUUCGUCAGCUUCUGUCUGGCAAAAGACUCUUCAUUCACGCUGCAAAACCCACUUCAGGAGUGUUUCUGAAACCUUUGUUUUCAUAUAAGAUAAACAUGAAGUUCCAUCCUGUAUGAAGCAUAUUCAUAUAGUAAUGUUAUAAUGUAUAUAAUGUAAUAAAUUAAUGACAAAGAAAAACAUGGGAAAAUAAUUAUUCUACAGUGAUUGACCAAUUGAAGGCCAGAAUUGUUUAUGGUAGCACACCCUGUUGGCCAAUCAAGUUCUGUAAAGCAGUAACAUCACGUUUCAAGACAUUUUUCUUUCAUGGAUCAACCUUUGCCGAAGACAGAAUUCUAAAUUUGUCAGACAUGACCUCUUGAUAUUUUUAAACCAUGCUAGCAGUCAAUUGAUCAGUGGUUUCCACCAUUUUGGUACUCAACAAACCCAACCAUCAUUGGAUGGAUUGCAAUGAAAUUUUGUACAGACGUCCACGGUCCCCAGAUGUUGAGUCCCUCUGACUUUGGUGAUCCUUUAACUUAUCCUUUAGCAGCUAAAGGAUAAAGUUUAGCGCCUCUGUGAGGGAGACAUUUGUUGUUCAGGGUGAGAUAUCUCAACAAUUAACUGAUGGAAAUUUGCUACAGAUCUUAAAGGUGUGUCUGACUUUUCCUCUAGCUGCAUCAUCAAGUCAAAAUUUCAGUUCAAUACUUUUGUUCAUUUGUUCAUCGAAGAGCUGCAAAACUGACAUUCCCAUCAUCCUCAGCUGUACUUUGUGUUAAGAGCAACUUUAAGCAUACUAACACUAAAUGAAAAUGAUUCACACGGUAAACAUACCUGCUAAUCAGCAUGUUGCCAUGCUAGUGUUAGCCAUUAGCUCAGCGCACCACUGCACCUAACUACAGAGCGAUGGCUGUUGAUUUGAGCUGUGUCCCAAAUCAAUACUACCUACUCAACACUAAAGCAUACUCUGUUAGCAGUUAGCCUACAACAAAAUCAACAUACUUUGUAUACUAUCAGAUGUUAGUCAGACGGCAACUUAAACUUCACCAAAGGUUUGGACACACUUCCCCAUGGGAAGGUGUACUGCAAAUCAGAAUAUCUUUCCUAGGAUUUAAUACAUUUCUGUGUGUAAUAAGCGUGUAUUUUAUCGGAGCUGCCACCCACCCAUGGUUAACUUAUUUUUUCGAUUGUGUGUUUCGGCUCCAUUUAGCCACAGAACACAAUACGUACUGAAAACCUGCUUGGAAUCAGUGUGUAGUAUGGAACUGGGACAAGGCGUCAGUCUUGUUUUUCAUUUUUAAACCUGACCUCAGAAAGGGUCACAGUCGUUGCCAAAGACAGCAUUCAAGACAAUUUGUUUGACUUCCCGGCAUUUGUUGUCUGCGGCACACUAUAUGGGUCAGAUUCCCCGAUCAUUUCUCAUCAUUCAGAUGGUCCCAGAUGGUUACAAGCUUAAAUAUAAACACCUUUAAUGGGGCAGUGAAAAAAGUGUGUUGUUCUUUUCUUUUUGGGUCACCACUGGAAUCCAUUGUAACUGCCGUCUUCCACAAAGGAGCAAGUCAUAAACUUUCAUAUUUCAAGUCAACAGGGGUAUUUGACACUGAAAAGAUUUUAGAUGCAGUAUCCCUUUAAGCUCAUACUGUCAUACAUGUAGUACUGUUUAACUCCGGGGUGUUAAGUAGCUGCAGACAUUUGAUUGUCUGACAGCAUUUGUUGUUUAAUUGAUUAACCUCAUAGACACUGACACAGCUCUUACCCAGUGCAUCUCUCUGCAACGUGAACGUUUUGUGGCAGUUUUGGUACAUUUUCGGUACAUUUUCUGCUGAGUAAUUGGAAUAGUGCAUU
Messenger RNA from Seriola aureovittata, 6662 nucleotides. It is a transcript of the gene polr3a, whose product is annotated as polymerase (RNA) III (DNA directed) polypeptide A. The transcript is spliced from 31 exons. Bases 134 to 4306 code for a protein of 1390 amino acids. Lineage: Eukaryota; Metazoa; Chordata; Actinopteri; Carangiformes; Carangidae. Gene Ontology annotation, molecular function: DNA-directed RNA polymerase activity; DNA binding. Gene Ontology annotation, biological process: DNA-templated transcription. The record is from RefSeq and is a predicted model, not a curated record.